AGUCUGAAAAGUGACAGAGUUUUCUAUUUUUAAAUGCGAUUCCAUAUAUAAAGAACAUGUUCACUGGCCACUGAGAUAAAUCCACCAGGUUUUUUUUCUCAAAUUUUGUUUCAGUUUUCAUCAUUUUCACGGGGUUCUUCCUGUUCUUGUUUUGUUGUUCUGAAUUCCAUGGAUUUCUUCUCUUGUUGAGCUAUUUCUAUUUGAACUCACAUUUCGGUUUCUGAAAUUACUCUGUUGAUUCUUACUGAGUUUGCCGUCUUCUUCUCAAUGCGUUUCGAGAUUUAAACGCAAAUUUUCAUGGAUAUUCCUUCUAUUAUCGUAAAUGCUGUGUUUAUUUUUGCAUUAUCGAUGUGGAUUUUGCUUCACUCGUGUAGACGAGAAGCAGAGAGUGGAAUCCCUCAAUCGAGAAACAGAGCAUUUCGAGAGUUUAAAUGGCUAACCAGCAUUACGAUCUUUUCUAAUGCUGUUCUUCCGUUUUGGUAUUCUGGAUUUGCUGCUUAUGAGUACUGGAAUCAUGGAAUCGUUGAUUGGGGAUUGAUCAUCUCAGCUUUAACGUGGAUUUUCGCCGCUGCGAUUGCUUUCUACUGGAGAAAUGGAACGAAUCAUCAAGCCAAAAGAUGGCCGUUGAUUCUAAUUGUUUGGUGGAUUUUCUCUUGUUUGUAUGGAUUAGGUUCUUCGAUUAUUUACCUGCUUACACACUUGAAAUCCAUGGAGUUUCCUCAUUUUCUUCCAAAAGCUACUGUUAUAGAUUUUGCUUCAUUCACUCUGUCUUUGAUCAUCUGCUGGACUGCACUGAUUGUUAACUAUCAUGAUAAACACAAUGAUCUUGAGAAAUCAUUGCUCCAAAAAGAGAAUGAUUCUUGUUCUGAAUAUGAUGGUGGGUUCAUCAGUCCUGGAUUUUGGAGUCAAAUUACAUUCCAAUGGCUAAACCCUCUCUUCAAAAGGGGGAGGAAUCAAAAACUUGAAUUAGUUCAUGUUCCUUGUGUUCCUCAAUCUGAAACAGCUGAAUAUGUUUCCUCCUUGCUGGAAGAAUCGCUUCAGAGAAAGAAAAUUGAAUCAUCUUCCUUGCCCAAAGCUAUAGUUCUUGCUACAUGGAAAUCUCUGGUUUUAACUGCAAUAUUUGCGGGAGUCAACACAUUAGCAUCCUUUAUGGGGCCUUUCUUAAUCUCCAACUUUGUGAAUUAUCUGUUGGGAAAAGGCGAUAAAUCAAGCAACCGUGAUGGGUUGAUUCUUGCAUUCUUCUUCUUCUUUGCUAAGACAUUGGAGUCUCUUACUCAAAGACAGUGGUAUUUCGGCACUCACCGUGUCGGUAUCCAGGUAAGGGCAGCUCUUACAGUGAUGAUCUACAAGAAAUCUAUAUCUGUUAAUGCUGCUGGUCCAAGUAAUGGAAAGAUCAUUAAUCUAAUAAAUGUUGAUGUUGAAAGAAUUGGAGACUUCUCUUGGUAUAUCCAUAAGAUUUGGUUGCUUCCUGUCCAAAUAGCUCUAGCACUUAUCAUUCUUUUUAGGAAUCUUGGAGCUGCUCCUUCCAUUACUGCUCUGUUAGCUACAAUAUUUAUAAUGGUAAGCAACACACCUUUAGCUAAUGUACAAGAAAGUCUACACUCGAAAAUAAUGGAUGCAAGAGACUCUAGAAUCAAAUUGACAUCAGAGACUCUAAAGAACAUGAGAGUCUUGAAACUUCAUUCUUGGGAACAGACGUUUAUGAAGAAAGUCUUGCAACUUCGAGAAGUCGAAAGGAGCUGGUUAAAGAGAUAUCUCUAUACAUGCUCCGUUAUAGCAUUUCUGUUCUGGGUUUCACCAACUUUAGUUUCAGUACUUACUUUUGGUGCUUGUGUUAUGGUGAAAAUCCCUCUAACAGCAGGCACGGUUUUAUCAGCCAUUGCUACUUUUAGGAUCCUACAAGAUCCAAUUUAUAACCUACCGGAGCUGAUUUCCAUGAUUGCUCAAACAAAAGUCUCCCUUGACCGUAUACAAGAGUUCAUUCAAGAAGAAGAUCAAAGGAAGCAGAUUUAUCAUCCUCCUUCCAGUUCAUCAGAUAUCGUGAUCGAAAUGGAGGUAGGGGAGUAUUUGUGGGAAGCGAGCGAUCUAAAUUUUAAGAAACCAACGAUUAAAGUUUCAGAAAAGAUGCAAAUACCAAAAGGUUACAAAGUUGCAGUUUGCGGGUCGGUCGGUUCGGGAAAAUCAAGCCUACUUUGUAGUAUACUGGGCGAGAUCCCACAGAUUUCAGGAACACAAAUGAAGAUACAUGGAACUAAAGCUUAUGUUCCCCAAAGUGCUUGGAUCCAAUCAGGCACUGUAAGAGAGAAUGUGCUGUUUGGGAAGGAGAUUGAUAAACAUUUUUAUGAGGAUGUGCUAGAAGCCUGCGCUCUGAAUCAGGAUAUCAAGCUGUGGCUGGAUGGCGAUUGCACCUUGUUGGGAGAGAGGGGUGUGAAUCUAAGUGGUGGACAAAAGCAGCGGAUUCAAUUGGCAAGGGCAGUGUAUAGUGAUGCAGAUGUUUACUUCCUGGAUGACCCUUUUAGUGCUGUGGACGCAUGUACUGGAACACAUUUGUUCAAGAGAUGUCUUUUGCAACUUCUGUCUAGUAAAACUGUUGUAUAUGCUACUCAUCACUUGGAAUUCAUAGAAGCUGCGGACCUUGUUCUGGUAAUGAAAAAUGGUCAUAUUGUUCAAUCAGGAAAGUAUGCAGAAUUAAUAUCAGAUUCGAACGGUGAACUUGCUAGACACAUUGCAGCACAUAGAAGAUCACUGAAUGGAGUUAAGCCACUGAAAGAAGAUAAACCCCAUCAUAAAAGACCAUGUAAGACACAUCAAAUAGAAGCUCUAGAUGAAAGUUCUUCCUUGUCCCUUGGAAAUGGUGGCCAUUCUGUGAGAGCUCAAGAAGAGGAAGCGCAAACCGGUCGAGUACAGUGGAGUGUCUACUCAACCUUCAUCACAUCUGCUUAUAAAGGAGCUCUUGUUCCUGUAAUCCUUCUGUGUCAAGUUUUGUUUCAAAUCCUUCAAAUGGGCAGUAAUUACUGGAUUUCUUGGGCAACAGAAGAAGAAGGCAAGGUCAGCAGAAAGCAGUUUUUCGUGACGUUCGUUUUGAUGUCCGGUGGGAGCUCCAUCUUUAUAUUAGGCCGUGCCGUUUUUAUGGCAACCAUCGCUAUCGAGACGGCACAACGAAUGUUUCUUGGAAUGGUGACAUCAAUAUUUGCAGCACCUAUUUCAUUUUUUGAUGCCAAACCUUCAAGCCAAAUCCUUAACAGGUCAUCUACUGAUCAAAGCACCUUGGAUACAGAUAUCCCUUAUAGAUUAGGAGGAUUGGCUUUUGCACUCAUUCAGCUGUUGAGUAUCAUCAUUCUGAUGUCCAAGGUUGCAUGGCAAGUUUUCCCACUCUUCCUUGUCGUCCUUGCUCUCUCUAUAUGGUACCAGGGAUAUUACAUCAGUACUGCUAGAGAACUAGCUAGAAUGGUCGGGAUUCGAAAGGCUCCGAUUCUUCAUCACUUUUCGGAAACAGUCGUUGGUGCAACAAUUAUCCGUUGUUUUAAUCAAGAGGAUCGUUUCUUGAGAAAAACACUGAAGCUGGUUGAUGAUUAUUCUCGUGUGGUCUUUCACAACUCGACUUCUAUGGAAUGGUUGUGCCUACGGAUCAAUUUUCUUUUCGACGUCGUCUUCUUUCUUGCGCUCGUCAUCUUAGUGACCCUUCCUAGAACAGCUAUUGAUCCUAGCUUAGCAGGAUUAGCAGCCACAUAUGGUUUGAACAUGAAUGUGCUUCAGGCUUGGGUGAUAUGGAAUUUAUGCAACGUUGAGAACAAAAUGAUAUCUGUUGAAAGAAUUCUUCAGUUUACGAACAUCGCUUCGGAAGCACCACCGGUUAUCGAAGAUUGUAGGCCGCUGCCGGAAUGGCCAACGGAGGGAAAGAUAGAACUUGAGAACCUCCAUGUCCAAUACCGUCCUAAUCUUCCAUUGGUUCUCAAAGGGAUCACUUGUACCUUCCCAAAAAGGAAGAAGAUUGGAGUUGUUGGCAGGACAGGAAGUGGUAAGUCCACCUUAAUUCAAGCACUUUUUAGAGUGGUUGAGCCUUCUGCUGGAAGGAUUCUCAUUGAUGGAGUUGAUAUUUGCAAAAUGGGUCUGCAUGAUCUGAGGUCUAAGUUGGGUAUCAUUCCACAAGACCCAACAUUGUUCCAAGGAACCAUGAGAACUAAUCUAGACCCUUUGCAACAACAUAGUGACCAAGAAAUAUGGGAGGUCCUUCACAAGUGUCGGUUCGCCGAGAUCAUCCAAACAGACCGAACAGUUCUUGAAGCGCCAGUUGCUGAAGAUGGAGAGAAUUGGAGUGUUGGACAGAGGCAACUUGUUUGCUUGGCUAGGGUGCUUCUCAAGAAGCGUAGGAUUCUUGUGUUGGAUGAGGCAACAGCCUCCAUUGAUACUGCAACAGAAAACAGAAUUCAGGAAACGAUAAGAGAGGAGACGAAUGGAUGCACGGUCAUUACCGUGGCUCAUCGAAUCCCGACAGUCAUCGACAAUGAUUUGGUUUUGGUUCUUGAUGAAGGCAAGGUGAUCGAGUACGAUUCACCGUCUCGAUUACUCGAGAACAGUUCUUCUAUGUUUUCGAAGUUGGUGGCAGAAUUCUUGAGGAGAUCAUCCAACAGUCGCUCAUAGUCGAUGGGGACUUUCGCCAACCGAACCUGAAGUUCAUGACUGAUUGACUUGCACACUGCUACUAACUGCAUAGGCUGGAGAUUUGUAAAGUAAGAAACUUGAUACUCAUCCUCUGAAGCAAUAGCAGAUCCAAGCAAAUAGAUUGACAAGCUUUCUACCAUUAGUUGAUAAGAUAGAUACAGAGCCUUAGGUAUUAACCAUAGUCUUCCCCUCUUAUUGUUGUUUUGAUGUAAUUGAAAGCAUGUUUCAUUUCAUCAUAAUAAAAUUUUUAUGCCACAGAGCAGUUGAUGAUA
This is a messenger RNA of Cucurbita moschata (crookneck pumpkin), 4934 nucleotides long. RefSeq names its product putative ABC transporter C family member 15. Gene Ontology annotation, biological process: transmembrane transport. The transcript has 10 exons. Gene Ontology annotation, cellular component: vacuolar membrane; plant-type vacuole. Gene Ontology annotation, molecular function: ATP hydrolysis activity; ATP binding; ABC-type transporter activity. The coding region runs from base 298 to 4641 and encodes 1447 amino acids. The record is from RefSeq and is a predicted model, not a curated record. Lineage: Eukaryota; Viridiplantae; Streptophyta; Magnoliopsida; Cucurbitales; Cucurbitaceae.